Gadus chalcogrammus (walleye pollock) is the source of this 967-nucleotide messenger RNA. RefSeq names its product chymotrypsin-C-like. Gene Ontology annotation, biological process: proteolysis. The transcript is spliced from 8 exons. The coding region runs from base 71 to 874 and encodes 267 amino acids. The record is from RefSeq and is a predicted model, not a curated record. Lineage: Eukaryota; Metazoa; Chordata; Actinopteri; Gadiformes; Gadidae. Gene Ontology annotation, molecular function: serine-type endopeptidase activity.
GCCUUUAAGCAGACCUUGAGAAGGGUAUAAAUAUUGCAACGGCUACGAUGGAAGUUGUGUAGCCGCAGACAUGUUGAAGUUUGUGCUCCUCGCUGUCCUAGUCGCUGGUGCCUAUGGGUGCGGGCUGCCCACCUUCUCCCCCAUUGUGACCCGGGUGGUCGGUGGGGAGGACGUCAGGCCUAACAGCUGGCCCUGGCAGGUCUCUCUGCAGUACAACCGGGAGGGGGAGUGGAGACACACCUGUGGAGGCACCCUGAUCUCAGACCAGUGGGUGCUGACCGCUGCUCACUGCAUCAGCAAGGACAAGCAGUACAGGGUGGCCCUGGGGAAGCACAACCUAGUGCAGGCCGAGGAGAAGGCCGUCUUCAUGGCCCCCGCCUCCAUCAUCGUUCAUGAGAAGUGGAGCAUGCUCUUCAUCCAAAACGACAUCGCCCUGAUAAAGCUGGAGGCCCCUGUGACGUUCACUGACGCCGUCAUGGCCGCUUGCAUCCCCAACGCCGGCUUCCUGCUUGCCCAAGACACGCCUUGCUACGUCACUGGCUGGGGACGCCUCUCCACUGGAGGUCCCAUCGCUGAAAACCUGCAGCAGGCCCUGCUGCCCGUGGUCGACCACGCUACCUGCACCAAGCCCGACUGGUGGGGAUUCAUGGUGAGGGACACCAUGGUCUGCGCUGGAGGAGAUGGCGUCGUGUCUGGAUGCAACGGAGACUCUGGCGGACCCCUGAACUGCCAGAACGUUGACGGCGCUUGGGAGGUCCACGGUAUCGUGAGCUUCGGCCUGGGACUCAGCUGCAACUACCCCAAGAAGCCCACCGUGUUCACCCAAGUCAGCUCCUACGUGGACUGGAUCAGCUCUAAAAUGGUGGCCUAUUAACAAGGACAGCGAUUCUCUGACCCGAGUCAUCACAUUAAAUCCUGAAUAAAUAAAGUAUUGAACCCUGUCUUUGCCUCUGUUGUUCAUUGUGUA